GGUAGAGUCGUUUUCUCCACACGUUGCCGUUGGUGUUUACAUCGUCCUUUGUUUUUAUUCCUCAAGACUCUUCGUAAGUCGACGCUACCACCAACCUGUAACGAAUUGCGACGUGAAUGAGAAGAUUUAUAUUUGGAUUCAACUACCAUUCACCCAUAAAAUUCCUCAAAAUGCCUUAUUAUGCUGUGGCAAAAGGUCGUAAUCCUGGCAUUUAUAUGACUUGGGAUGAGUGUAAAGCACAAGUGGACAGGUUUCCUGGAGCUGCUUUCAAGAAAUUCAAUGCCAAAGCAGAAGCCCAGAGCUUCGUUACAGCUGGAGCCUCACGAACCGGAGGCAAAGAGAGGGCUGAAAAGGCAUCAGCCAGGUACCAGCCAUAUUCAACAAUUUUCAGAGACAAAAAAAAGAGGUCUCAGACCGAGGAGGAAGCAGAUCCUUGCCCUCUGAGAGACUUUCUACGUUUUCAGAAGGGCAGGAAGGGUUAUGAAGCUCAUGGCAAGUACCCCAGUGCUCUUAAUACUGAUUCUGAGAAUCGUGUCGACAUUUUCACUGAUGGUGCAUGUUCUGGAAAUGGCUAUCGUGGAGCCAAAGCUGGAUUUGGUGUCUAUUUUGGAGAGAAUCAUCCUUUAAAUGUUGCUAAACCAGUAGUGGGCCGUCCAACAAACAACAAUGCAGAGAUUCAGGCUGUGACAGAGGCUGCUCUGAUCGCGAAGAAGAAUGGAAUGUGCAAGAUUAGAAUAAACACCGACUCUCAAUUCUUGAUCAGCUGCCUGACGCAGUGGAUGCCUGGAUGGAAACGUAGGGGGUGGAAAACUGCAUCGAAUCAACCGGUGAUAAAUAAGGAGGAGUUAAUAGACAUGGAGCAGGCUCUCACUGGAUUAGAUUACGAAUUCAAUCACGUGAGAGGACAUUCUGGUAUCCGAGGUAACGAGGAAGCUGACAGAUUGGCUCGAUUAGGAGCUGAAUCAUACAAGUGAAGUGAAACUGUUUUGCCAGGGGUCCAGGAGUUAUCGGGAUCCAUUAUAUCCACUUUCUACCUGAAUAAACCAUUUUUGUGUUACUUUGUUUAUUUAAGAUGCUUGAUAUGCUAGUUAAGAUACUGUGUACGAUUUAAGAGACAAAAAGACCAGCUUUCAAUUCCCUGCAAAAUUGUGGUUAUUUUUGGAUUUAAACAGCAAUGUAUACUCAUGCAGACGGAUAUGGAGUAAUUUGUCACAUGGAAUUGUUGUAAUAAAAUUCUCAGGUCCCAUAAAAUA
This is a messenger RNA of Diachasmimorpha longicaudata, 1253 nucleotides long. It is a transcript of the gene rnh1, whose product is annotated as ribonuclease H1-like. Bases 117 to 974 code for a protein of 285 amino acids. Gene Ontology annotation, biological process: DNA replication, removal of RNA primer. Gene Ontology annotation, molecular function: RNA-DNA hybrid ribonuclease activity; magnesium ion binding; nucleic acid binding. The record is from RefSeq and is a predicted model, not a curated record. The transcript has 4 exons. NCBI's taxonomy places the organism in Eukaryota, Metazoa, Arthropoda, Insecta, Hymenoptera, Braconidae.